UGCAAAACUUGCGAAAUCUAAUGGCGGCAUAGCAGCUCAAGGGAACAACUUGAUCAACCGGUGGAAUGGGCGGCCGUAUUCGCAGAGGUAUUACGAGAUAUUGGAGAAGAGGAAAACCCUACCUGUUUGGCACCAGAAAGAAGAGUUCUUGCAAGUUUUGAAGUCUAAUCAAACCCUAGUCUUGGUUGGUGAAACUGGUAGCGGUAAAACCACUCAGAUUCCUCAGUUUAUUCUUGAUGCUGUUGAUAUAGAGGCCCCAGAUAAACGCAGGAAAUACAUGGUUGGCUGCACCCAGCCUCGUAGGGUAGCUGCUAUGUCUGUUUCUCGUCGGGUUGCUGAAGAGAUGGAUGUAACUAUUGGAGAAGAAGUUGGUUAUAGCAUCCGUUUUGAAGACUGCAGUAGUGCAAGAACAGUUUUGAAGUAUUUGACAGAUGGUAUGCUUUUAAGAGAAGCUAUGACAGAUCCGCUUUUGGAACGUUACAAAGUGAUAGUUCUUGAUGAGGCUCAUGAAAGAACUUUGGCAACCGAUGUUUUAUUUGGGCUUUUGAAGGAAGUAUUGAGAAAUAGACCCGACCUGAAACUAGUUGUAAUGAGUGCUACUCUUGAGGCCGAAAAGUUUCAGGGUUAUUUCAAUAGCGCACCUCUUAUGAAAGUUCCAGGAAGACUGCAUCCAGUGGAGAUUUUGUACACACAGGAACCUGAGAGGGAUUACCUUGAGGCAGCAAUUCGUACAGUUGUUCAGAUACACGCAUAUGAACCACCUGGUGACAUACUUGUAUUUCUUACUGGAGAGGAGGAGAUAGAAGAUGCAUGUAGGAAAAUAACAAAAGAAAUUGGAAAUAUGGGAGAUGCUUGCGGGCCUGUGAAAGCAGUGCCACUGUAUUCUACGCUUCCUCCUGCUAUGCAGCAGAAGAUAUUUGAACCUGCUCCUCCCCCCCUGACUGAGGGCGGCACUCCUGGGAGGAAGAUUGUAGUCUCAACAAACAUUGCAGAAACCUCUUUGACCAUAGAUGGUAUAGUUUAUGUGAUAGACCCUGGGUUUGCAAAACAAAAGGUCUAUAACCCUCGAAUACGUGUUGAAUCUUUGUUGGUCUCUCCGAUAUCAAAGGCUAGUGCUCACCAAAGAUCAGGUCGUGCUGGAAGAACCCAACCAGGAAAAUGUUUUAGACUCUACACUGAGAAAAGUUUCAAUAACGAUCUUCAGCCACAGACAUACCCAGAAAUACUGCGAUCAAACCUUGCAAACACAGUUCUCACCUUGAAGAAACUAGGGAUAGAUGAUUUGGUCCAUUUUGAUUUUAUGGAUCCCCCUGCCCCAGAGACAUUGAUGCGCGCAUUAGAGGUUUUGAAUUACUUGGGAGCGUUGGAUGAUGAAGGCAACUUGACCAAGCUGGGUGAGAUCAUGAGUGAGUUCCCCUUGGAUCUGCAGAUGUCAAAGAUGCUUGUUGUCAGCCAGGAAUUUAACUGUUCAAAUGAGAUUCUGUCUAUUUUUGCCAUGCUUUCAGGUUGUCGUCUGUUACCGGGCUUUCUUUGUGUCUGUGAGUCUAAUUGUGGGUCUAAGGUGAUGUAGACCACGAUGGGCUGG
Molecule: messenger RNA, 1585 nt
Organism: Camellia sinensis
Lineage: Eukaryota; Viridiplantae; Streptophyta; Magnoliopsida; Ericales; Theaceae
Source: RefSeq, a predicted model, not a curated record